GAUUCGAGGGUCGAUUUCAAUUACCCUCUGGGCACUUUGAUCUUUGCGGCUGGUUCAGCUGCUUCACAGGUUGUUUUUGUUGCCAAGCUGGAAGGCCAGGUUUUGGCCGCAGUUCCCUUCAGCUCAUGGCACCGCCGACGAAACCAACGCUUGCUACCACCGGACGCUCUGACCAAAGUCAUCAGUGCAGAGGUAGCUACAGCCGAUCCAGAGGACCGCAUGGUCCUGAUGCAUGGAGAGAAUUUGAAACUUUGGUUGGGAUUCCUUCGAGAAGAUCUUGUCCCCGACGUUGCUUUUCUGAGCCCCGACGACGAGGCUCACUUGUCCGAGGAAGCCUGGCCGUCAGCUCAAGCCUUGGUGGAUGUUGGGCAGGAUCACUUCGCCUUUUUCACUGUUCCGGAGGAACUGGGCGAACUUCCAGAGCCGCCGCCGGCGCUGGCCCCAAGUGGCAUGCUUCGAGGAGAAGGGUCUGGUUCGCCCGACCUUUCCUUGCGAGUGCAAAAGUUGGAGGACACAGUGGCGCAAGAGCCUCCGGCGACUGCAUAUCCUCUUCUGGACCCUGCAAUGGUUCGGUCCGCCCUCAGUGCUGGUAUGGACGAAAAGGUGCUCGUCGAGAUGCAGUCGUUGAUGGCUUCAGCCGCUCCCACCAAAAAGAAGUUGAAGGAGCCGCGACAGGUCACCAUCAAGCCGAGUGGCCCCUUGUCCGAGACCGAGGAGGACGAAGCCGAGCAGCAAGGGUCUGGGUCUGCAGGCCUUUCUUCCGAUCCUAUGACUCUGGCGGUGGGCAAGCUCACAUCCAUAGUCGAGACGCUUGCAGCAGACAAGGAGAGGAGAAAGAAGCCGGGACUGGACCUGCUUUUAGAUGGUGCUCAUGGACCUGGCGACCCCGUCAGCUCCGGCAGUGGGAAGCGGUCAAGUAUCGCUCGCAGAGCCCUGAUGAAAGCGCUCACACACUCACCCCAGGAGCUGUUCAUGCUGAUCGAGAAGCUCAUGGAGGAGGACCUUCAAGGGCGCGUGCUGGCGCCUGGAAUGCCCCCUGCAACUCUUUCAGCAAGGGCUUGGAUGGAGCACCGAUCGUACAUUGGACAGUACAAGACCUUGGCACAUUCGGCCUGGGGAAUCAGUGGAGUCCUCGAUUGUUUGAUCGGAGGGCGAGUCGACGAGGCGAGGGCUCGGGCCAAUUUGAUGCUCCUCCAACUGGACCAGGUAGCUGCGGAUCGGGGGUCUUGGCAGCUGGCAUCGCUGUUGAGCUUAGAGAGCCUGCCGCCCUUCGCCAAUCUGGCGACCCAUCAUCCUCCGGACGUCAGCAUGGGGGAACAGCCGUUUUCCAAGCUCCUCGAUCCUCGAUGGAGCGAGGUAGCCCUGGCUCAGUUGAAAGAGACGGACGAGUACCUCGAGAAGAGGCGCAAGCUGCAGCAGAAGGGAGGCAGGAAAGAAGAAGGAGCAAGCGGCGAAGACUCUCCAUCGCCGAAGAGGGCGCCUACAUCCCAGUUGCUGCAAAACGUGUGGCCCAUGCCUAUUCCUUUCCCUGAGGCCUUCAGAGCAAGCGGAGUGCCUGAUCCUGAUCAGCUUUGGCGGAAACGCCUUGUUAGUCUGGAAGUGGUUGUGCUCAGCUGGUUGAGUUUGGGUUCUCCUACGUAUGCACCACCUUGUUUGGGCCUUGGGGCAAAGUUGACAGCAAAGCAAUGGUCGGCUGUAUCCACACUGCAGUUUUUGAGUUGGGAUGGGAACACACCAGAAUUCAUUGAUUCAGAGUCUAUGGGGCGAGGCGCCUCGAAAGUUGAAUCUUAUGAGGAUGCAAUCGAGGCCCUUCAUCGCGCCGUUUUGACUUCUGAUAUUCCGCACUCUCGCUAUUUUGGGGGCUCCGUUACAAAACCGGAAUCCGACUAUGCGUCCAGAAAGCUCGACAGUGGUCAGAUUGUUGGCCUGGUGCAGAAAACAGUGGUCAGUCCUGCAAAAGACAUAGAAGCAGACAGGCUUGAAUUCCCGGCAGCGCCCUCUUUUGAUCCUACGCCCUUGCUUGAUGAAGUCACUGCUGAGGUCUAUCGCCACCCCAUUGAAACGGGGAGCCCCGGCAAAGACUACGAGCUUGGAGCGCCUGUGGUUCACAUCAGGGCGACCAAGGAGAACAAGAUGCUCCUCCUUAAGAAGCUGCGGGCCUCGGGAAGACUUGAACCGCUGAAUAAGGCCGAUGUGAGGCGAGGGGCCCUCUCCGGGCUUUUCGCUGCGCCGAAGUCUUUGACACGUGAUCGCUUGAUCCUUGAUGCGCGUCCUGCCAACAUGGCUGAUGUUGCUUUGAACAAGUGGUGCAAGACGAUGGCUUCGGCUGCUGCUCUGUGUGACAUAUGUCUGGAAGAUGACCAAGUGUUGGCCGCAUCCGGGGAAGACCUUCGUGAUUUCUUCUAUCAGUUCAAGGUGGGGCGUGAGAGAACUGUGCGCAAUGCUCUGGCUGAUCCCUUGACCAGGGAGGAAGCGAUUGAGGUGUUUGGUCACGAGGCCAUUCCGGCCCAUUGGGAACCGCCGAUCUACUGCGGUUUGUCCACGCUGGCGAUGGGCGACCAGAACGCCUGUGAGUUCGCACAAUGCUCUCACCUGGCGCUGAUGCUUCGCACUGGCGUUUUGAGCGAGGAAGAGAUGUUGUCGCUGCAAGGAGACGUCCCACGAGGCCUGUUGUCGGUUGGGGUCAUCAUUGACGAUCUUGUGCUGCUUGAGAAGCUGUUGAUGGCCGCUUGGCAACGAAGCGAGGGUCGAAGCACGACUCAAGCUGAUUUGCGGCUGGACAAGGCCGUUGCUGCUUACAAGGAGCAUGGACUCGAGGUCAACCUUAAGAAGGAGUUCCGAAACCAAACCUUGUCCCGCUUCUGGGGCAUUGAGCUUGACGGGCAAAAAGGGCUUGUUCGGGGGUCUUCUUUGCGCUUGUGGCCGUUGACGGUCAUCACAGCCAGAGUUGCCAUGCUGGGGUUAUCCACCGUUGCAUUGUUGGAAGCUAUUGCAGGGUCAUGGAUCUCAAUAUUUUCAACACGAAGAAGGUUUUUGCGCACUAUGAACUUGAUUUUCGAGGCAACAGGUAUCCCACAGCAGAACAUGGUGUUGAGGCUAUCUCCUGCACUACUUGCAGAACUGUGGACUCUCGUUUGUUUGGGGCCGCUUGCAACUACAAACCUCCGUGCUCGUUUUCAGCCCUUCAUCACAAGCACAGAUGCUUCUAGCGGGUGGUUAGCAGCAGUUAGAGCGCAAGCUCCCCUCGCCAUCGUGUCUGAGGUGGCGAGACGCGGGCUUCGAAAGGGCCGCUGGUCGAAGCUCCUGCCCUCGCAUCAGGCGUGGUUGCGGUCACAUGGGAUAUUGGAUCCUGGGGACGAGCUGCCGGGGGAUACCUAUGAUGCGCGUCCUAUAUGGGUUCUGCUAGCUAGAUGCCUCUUCUAUGAGGAGAGGUGGAGGAAGCCAGUUGCUAGAGACACACAUAUCAACAUUUUGGAGCUGCGUGCGCAUUUGUUGGAAGAAAGACGUUUGUCUCAAUGUUUCAGCCACAGCCGUUUCCUCUACGGUAUCGACUCGCAAGUGAGCCUUGGAGCAUUAGUGAAAGGACGUGCUGCAUCAAAGGCGUUGAACAGAGAGUUGAUCAAAGCCCUUCCCCAUGUUGUUAGCAGCGACCUUUACAGCAGUUACAUGUACUACCCUAGCAAGGUGAACAGAGCCGAUGGACCGACUCGUGAUGCGUUGCCCGCUGACCCCGACGUUCCGCUGCCCGAUUGGUGGAAUGAAGCUGCCUCCGGCAACUUCGCUGGGUUCGAUGCUUGGCUGAGGAGUGUUGAGGGGGAUGUCGACAAACCGGACUACGACUGUCGGGAUUUGUUUCGGACAGCUAUGCCGGUGAGUUGCCCUUCACGUGUCCUUUUUAGCAGGCUGCGUCGAGACAAGCUGGCCGAUCAGUGGAGCCUUGGUGUUCACGACCAUCCUUCAAGUUUGACCUCCGAAGCUGUUGAGAUCCUGAAGAGUAUCCCAAAGAAGCAGUUUCUUUUUGGCAGCAACUUCAACGGGUUUUGUGAACCUGGAUACAUUGAUUUGUUUUCUGGGGGCUUCGGAGUUGCCCGGGCUGUUGUCAAAAAUGGGGCCCCAUGGUGUCUCAGUUUCGAGUGGAAGCGAAGCGCGGCUGAGAACUUAUUGCUCGAUGAAAUUCGAGCCAAGAUUCGUUCUUUGAUCCGACUGCGAGCUGUCAGAGCGUGGGGCGCUGCGCCCAUAUGUGCCUCUUUCUCUGUGGCAGUCACUCCGCCUGUCAGAAGUGCUCGAUGGCCCCGAGGACUGCCCAACCUGUCGGAGAACAUGCGGCGCCGGGUGCGAGAAGGGAAUUCACACGCUGACUUUGUGGCAGAGCUCAUUACAAUCACAGAGGAGAGCGAUCCAGACAUCAUUUUUUGGUUUGAGAAUCCGGACACUUCCUGGUUGUGGCGCCAAAAGAAGUUCGAGCCAUUCAGACCUGCUGAUUCAGACCGCUGUUUCAGGUGUUGCUUUUGCCGCUUUGGCACUCCUUGGAAGAAACCCACCCGCUUCGGUACCAGCUCACCUUCAUUGCGAGGCCUGCGGAUGAUGUGUCGUUGCGGCAGUCGGAAACAUGUGCAGCUUCGAGGUCGUUCGCCUUAUGGCAAGUCUUGGACUCAAGUUGCAGAGCCAUACCCACGUCAUUUGUGUGACUUGCUCGGCAAGGCCGUUUGCGGUGACGCUGGAUGGGGCAAACAGCUGAAGCUUGACGUUGCUGGGUGUUCGCGAUCGCUGUCGCUCAGACCUGGAGAAGCCGUGCAGCCUGGGCCAAGAAGGAAGGGUGAGCCCAGAUCUCAAGGGCUGGAUUCCAUUCAGCUCCUGUCCACUGCGGAGGCUCAAAGAUAUCGGGAGGACAACAAAGCUCUUCAGAUUGCGGCGCAAGCCAAUGGCAAGAUUGACAGUGCCAAUGAGAGAAUUCGGACCUUAAGGAAGGAGCGGGAUGCAGCUCAGAAAGAAGCUGACAGGCUCCGGGGUGCAGGCGAGCGGUUGGUGAGCCGUCAGGAGGAGUGUCGCAGAGAGCGGCAGGAGCUCGCUGAGCAGAAGGCGGGAGGGCAAGGGUGA
Durusdinium trenchii is the source of this 5097-nucleotide messenger RNA. The record is from the annotation of a GenBank genome assembly. Lineage: Eukaryota; Dinophyceae; Suessiales; Symbiodiniaceae.